AUGUCCACAGCCAUGACACCUGCCAGAGUCGGCGCUUUGGCAUGCCAGAGGAACUCAUUUCUUUUUGAUGGGUUCAAAACACUGGUUGUUUCCUGCGAACCAAUCAAGAACAAAAAGGACAAAAUUGAGGACUAUGAGAUUGAAUUACAGGAUACUAUUCUGUUCCCCGAAGGGGGAGGUCAACCAAGCGAUUCUGGCUCCUUGAAAAUUGUGGAAGGAAAUGGUGAUUCAUCGUUAAUUGAGAAGAUAUCAGUUUCACAUGUUUCUCGUACUGGUUUACAUGCAAAGCAUCAUGUAAAUGAGUACAUUGAGCCUGGCACAACAGUGGAAGUAGCUGUAGAUGGAGAGAGGAGGAUGGAUUAUAUGCAACAACACACUGGUCAACACCUGUUAAGCGCGAUUCUGGAACGUAACUACAAAGUAGAUACUGUAUCGUGGUCGAUGGGUGGCAUCAUUACAAAAAAAAAGCUUGCUUUAGAGCCUAGCGACUAUUUCAACUAUAUAGAGUUGAACAGGAGAUUGACAGUCGAUGAAGUAACACAAAUAUCAGAUGAGAUUAACCAGUUGAUCAUCAACUUUCCUCAGGAAAUCACUGUAGAGGAAAGUACAGGUGAAGAAAAGGUAGAUGAAGUUGACACAUCUAAAAUUCCUGACGAUUAUGACCUCUCCAAAGGUAUACUGCGUACUAUCCACAUCGGUGACAUUGAUUCUAAUCCGUGCUGUGGAACACACUUGAAAUCUACCUCCCAGAUAGGUUCCAUUUUAGUUCUUUCCAAUCAAUCAGCCGUAAGAGGCUCAAACUCAAGGCUCUAUUUCAUGUGCGGAAAGCGGGUUUCUGAUUAUGCAAAAUCGACUAAUAAAAUCUUACUGGAUUCUAAAAACCUACUGAGUUGUUCAGAGACUCAAAUUCCUGAGAAAAUAACGAGGCAAACCAAACAAAUCCAGCAAUCCAAUAAAAGAGAACAAUAUUGGAUAAAGAAAUUAGCACGUACGGUUUCUAAAGAAUUAAAAAAUUCACUAGAAGCCAGCGGAAGGAAAAGGGCCUAUUUUAUGGAAGAAGAAUUCGGAACAUUGGAACUAUUGCUACAGAUUCACAAAGAAAUAUCUAUUUUUUUGAAAAAUGGUUUAGAAGCUUACGAAAUCAUCCUAUGCGGUUACGAAAGACAAACAACCACUGGAUCGCUGCUAAUUCUUUCGGAAUCCGGUGAAAAAAUCUCCACUUUAGCCAUCAACUUGGGUUCAGUACUAAGAAACCUAAAGGGCGGUGGUGGUAAGAAGGGAGGCAAAUGGCAAGGUAAGUUUACAUCUAUUUCGAAUGCUGAGUUUGCCGCCCUCAGUGAUUAUUUAAGCCAUGAUUUCGCAUCAUGUUGA
Molecule: messenger RNA, 1371 nt
Organism: Saccharomyces paradoxus
Lineage: Eukaryota; Fungi; Ascomycota; Saccharomycetes; Saccharomycetales; Saccharomycetaceae
Product: putative alanine--tRNA ligase
Exons: 1
Coding region: 1-1371 (456 amino acids)
Biological process (GO): regulation of translational fidelity; alanyl-tRNA aminoacylation
Molecular function (GO): ATP binding; nucleic acid binding; alanine-tRNA ligase activity
Source: RefSeq, a predicted model, not a curated record